GUCAAGUACCUGUAUCACCGUUCAGAGGACUGUGUCAGCUUGGGCUAGAUUGUUUCCGGAUAAAUUGAAAAAGUGUGGAUCCUGAACAAUCGCCAUUAUAUUUUCUCCACACGUGCUGUCCAGGGCAACGAUCACAUGACAUGCCAGCCUUUAGGCUUUAGGCAUCCCCAUUGCGGUCCAACUGCCAAUCUGCUGUCAAACAGAGCAAACCUCUUCCCCGCCUGCCGAGCCAUCGGUAUUUGGAGACGAUUAUUCAUCUUUUCUUGAAAUCAAUGAAAACGAUGCUUACUUAUUUUUCGUCAAUGUCAACACAUAUCUCUAUCAUUGGUAUCCAUGAUCCAUAGCUCAUCAUGAGAAUUCCAUUCUUUUUAUAGCAUCAACAUAUCAAUCAAUGGCGUCCCUUCUAACUGAUACCCUUCCCUGGCAUGAUGGCGAAAUACAAAUGCGCAGCUUGCUGCGUAUUCCGCCUAUCAUCAACCCCACAGUGCCUUCUCUAAGUUACGGGGCAACUUAUUUGCUCUUAAACUCGCCUUUGCUUGCUAUCGGUGCCGUUGAUCGAGAGGGCCGGCCUUGGUCAACGCUUUGGGGUGGUGAAGUAGGCUUCGCCAAGCCAACUUCUCAAUCCAAGAUCGAGGUUAGGACCCCUGUUGAUAGCAAGCACGAUCCUCUAGCAGAUAUACUGCUACAUAACAACUCAGGGGAGUCCGGGCAGUUGGUCUCUGGCUUAGUUGUCGAUCUAGCGACCCGCAAAAGGGCAAAGCUUUUUGGGAGGAAAAUCACAGGAUCAAUACAAAUGGACGAAGAGAACCAGACUGGCCCCAGCAAAGUAGGGUUUGCGCAUUUGUUUGUGCAAAUAGAAGGAAGUCUUGGCAAUUGUCCCAAGUAUAUAAAUAUUAGAAACAUUACCCCGACUCUGCCUACUCCAAGACUAAUCUCGGAGUCCCCUCAACUGCCCUCUAGCGCUUUGAAGCUCCUUGAUCGUGCGGACACGUUGUUUAUAUCCUCACGACAUGGAGACGUGGAUAUGGAUACCAACAUCCGUGGUGGACCUCCAGGCUUUGUCCGUGUUAUAUCUAACGAACCCAGCGGAGCCGUAUUUGCUUACCCGGAAUAUUCUGGCAAUCGCCUGUAUCAAACUCUGGGUAACCUUAAAACAACACCCUUGGCGGGUUUUGUCUUUCCGGAUUUUGAAACAGGAGAUGCAUUAUACGUCACUGGACAAACUGAGGUCUUGGUGGGGAAAGAGGCCGCCGCUCUCAUUCCACGAUCGAACCUAGCCGUGAAAGUGACUGUCACCGCAGCUCGGUACGUAGAGAAAACAUUAGCAUUUCGUGGCGUUGCAGGAGCAAAAUCUCCAUAUAAUCCAGGUGUACGAUAUUUGGCCAGCGAAAAGGCUAGCCCUGCUGCUAUAGGAGAUGAAAAAUCCUCUGUUACAGCUAUGUUGGUGAAGAAGGAGUUACUUACCCCGACAAUAUGCCGGUUUCGUUUUCAAAUAUCAAAUCCAUCGAAGAUUGGGACAUGGGCGCCUGGACAAUAUGCUACCCUCUCCUUCCAAGAAGAGUUGGACAUGGGGUAUAGCCACAUGAAAGAUGAUGACCCACUGAGUAUCAACGAUGACUAUGUCCGAACUUUCACAAUUUCGUCCUAUCCAGUACAUAACCGCUCUACAGAGUUUGAGAUAACUGCUCGGAGACACGGUAAUGUAACCGAUCACCUUUUCAGAACCAACGAGCGAGCGGGUUUGGAGGUACCUUUGAAAGGCUUCGGCGGUGACUUCUAUUUGAAAACACCAAGUGAGCAUCACAAAAUUCCAUUCAUAGCCGGUGGUAUCGGAAUUACGCCACUUCUUGCCCAACUCCCUGAUAUCGAUGUCAGUCGCUUACGUUUGCUUUGGUCAAUUUCCAUUCGUGACCUUGGUCUGGUUUUGGACACAUUCAAUCGAUUCCCUCAAUUACCCCACGCCACAGGCCUUUUCAUAUCUGGGCCUGAGCCACAGGAUGAGAAGAUUACUGAACAACUGGAGACAUUAAUCGCAUCUGGGGCACGAGUUGAACGUCGCCGAAUGGAAGCUAUAGAUCUAGAUCUGUCAUUGGCGGACGUAUGGUACUUCUGUGGUGGUCCUUCCUUGAAGAGUUCGGUGUGGAAUUGGCUUACCGGAAAAGAAAUAGUACAUGAAGAUUUCCACUAUUGACUUAAUGAGAUAUCGUUGAAGGAUCUCGCAUUGCGGUAUAUCUUAGGACAUAUAUAUAUCUCUCUCUCUCAUGUGUAUCUACAACAUGGCACUGCGGUGGAGUUGAGUAUAAGGUCAUUUAGUUCAAUAAAGUCAAG
Molecule: messenger RNA, 2328 nt
Organism: Aspergillus caelatus
Lineage: Eukaryota; Fungi; Ascomycota; Eurotiomycetes; Eurotiales; Aspergillaceae
Product: putative oxidoreductase, FAD-binding
Exons: 3
Coding region: 392-2191 (599 amino acids)
Molecular function (GO): oxidoreductase activity
Source: RefSeq, a predicted model, not a curated record